Messenger RNA from Protopterus annectens (West African lungfish), 1013 nucleotides. It is a transcript of the gene HEBP1, whose product is annotated as heme binding protein 1. The transcript is spliced from 4 exons. Lineage: Eukaryota; Metazoa; Chordata; Ceratodontiformes; Protopteridae. The coding region runs from base 136 to 711 and encodes 191 amino acids. The record is from RefSeq and is a predicted model, not a curated record.
UGACUUGUCACGUGACGGGCGAGCUACUACAAGCAGAAACGUUCAUACGGAGUAUAUACCAAAGUGAUUUUCUGCAAGAAAGGGUGCUGGCGAUAUUUCUCUUUUGGGAACUUCUCGAUUGCAAAAGACUUAAUCAUGUUUGGCAUGAUAAAGAAUAGCUUGUUUGGUGAAUAUGAGAACCGUCCAUGUCAGAUUCUGAACAGUGAGUCAAAGGAUGAACUCAACUAUGAGGAGAGGAGCUAUGAGGGAGGUAAAUUUGCCACUACAGAAGUGACUGGAAAACAGUUUGACGAUGCUCUGAAGGAAGCAAUGCCAAAAAUGAUGAAGUACAUGGGUGGAAUGAAUGACAAGGGUAUUGGUAUGGGGAUGUCUGUCCCUGUCUCCAUUACUGCUUUCCCAAAUGAGGAUAACAAAAGUCUUCAAAACAAAGUGAAGGUCUUGUUGUGGAUACCUUCAAAAUACCAAGCGGAGCCGCCCAAACCAACAGAUGAGAGCAUCAGCAUUGAGGAGAGGGAAGGGGUAACUGUUUAUACUACGCAAUUUGGAGGCUUUGCCAAAGAGAGUGAUUAUGCAAUGCAUGCUGCCAAGCUGCAGGAAGCACUUGGUGAAGGAGUAUCUUACCAUAAAGAUUUCUACUUCUGCAAUGGUUAUGACCCUCCAAUGAAACCAUAUGGACGCAGGAAUGAAGUUUGGCUAGUCAAGAAGGAAUAGCCUUUUGUUGCGAGACAUUUUUCAGCAGAACUUUCAGUAUAUGUUCUUGCUCUCAUGUCUACUUAGUGUGUUUGUCUUUGUUCUCCAGUCUGAAGAUUAUCUUCAUUGUGUUUAAUAAGGCACUGUUUGGUAAGCAUAAUGCACUACAUUAAUAUACAUUCCCUCUCUGUUUUCUUGCGUGCAGGUGUUUGCAUUUUAAUAUUUUAAAAUAAAUUAAUCCUUCUAUGGUCUUUUAGUACUCUGUGGCCUUUAACCUUCAUGUGUCAUGUGCCAAUAAAAAUGCAUUUCUCACCUGCUUCAAA